AUGACGUAUAUCGAGUCUAAGUGCUUCGGAAAUUCGCACGCUGACGAUACUAAUUCCGGGGAUGCCAAAAAAUCCCCUGAUAUCUCUAAUAAUAACUUGCCCGAGGAAGAGAGGAAGAAAAUUACUAGAGCUGUGAUAAAUGUUAAUAAAAACAACUUAAUCGAAGUUAUUAUUAACAGCACUGAUCAAUUUAAUAAAGCACGUAUGAGCACUGAACAAAAAUCCCAACAAAUUUACGAGAAAUUGAUUUAUAUAGAUUUCUGCAAUCAAGACAAAAGACGUUGGGCUCCCGAAUGGAAUAAAUUAUGUAAAAUGUAUAAAUGUCUAAUGAUCAACUCGACAGGUGCUACGACAUUACCUACUUAUUAUAGGAAUCACGUUAAAAAAACUCUUCCAUUACUAAAGAGUAACAAUGUUUCCGCGGCCAAAAAAAAUUCUUUAAUAGAUAAAGUCAAAAACUCUGUUAAGGAUCAUCAAGAAAAGACAAAAAAAAACCUCCUCGAUUUUGAUCAAUAUAACCAGAAUGUUGUAAAGUUCAGACAGGACAUUGUGAAGUUUAAAGAGGCCUUGGAUGAAAAAAUUGCAAAUUCACAAGCCGCAACCACACAUUAUUGUUUCAUUGUGUCAAUACUCAUGAGUUUUUUCAACUAUCUGAGAGGUAUAAUCGCUCGAAUCGCAAAUUAUUCAGUUACUGGAACACCCUCGAUGACAUACGAAUAUAUUAUAAAAGCAUCUGAAUUGUUAGAAGAAUUUAGUGAUUCAAUAGAUGAAUUUUCCGGGAUUAAUAAUAUUCAUAUUAGAGUUUGGGAUGUUAUUAAUAGCGAACUGGAAAGUUUUUUGAGUACUAGAACUGUACUUGCCGAUGGGACAAAUAAGUAUAUUGCUUAA
Messenger RNA from Acaulospora morrowiae, 888 nucleotides. The record is from the annotation of a GenBank genome assembly. Lineage: Eukaryota; Fungi; Glomeromycota; Glomeromycetes; Diversisporales; Acaulosporaceae.